CCCCCGGGCUGCGCCCUCCUGCAUCCCCUGGCUGCGGGGGCGUGGGACGGGAGCGGGGGGGGUGCCCUCUCCUCCCGGCGGCCCGGCUGCUUUCCCCGAGGGUUCGGUGAAGGGGAAGUGUUGCUCUCGUCUCGGCAGCCCGGCCGAACAGAUCCCGCCUUCGCCCCGCUCGUUAAUGAUUGAAUCAGCGGGCUGCCCGCAGCGCGCAGCCCCGCCGGACCCGCGGCGCGGCAGCUCCGGCCAUGGCUGUGAACGAGACCAAUGACUAUUUUCUGACGAACAGAGUACUGGAAAAGUAUUAUCUUUCCACCAUGUACAGCCUUGAGUUCAUUAUAGGUGCCAUUGCAAACACCAUUGUGGUGUUUGGCUAUAUUUUCUGCCUGAAGAAAUGGAAAAGCGGCAACAUCUACCUGUUCAAUUUAUCCAUAUCAGACUUGCUCUUUCUGUGCACUCUGCCGAUCCUGGUGAACAGCUACUCCAAAGAUCAGUGGGCAAAGGAGAGCAUCCUGUGCCACAGCAACAGAUUCCUGCUGCACGCCAACCUGUACAGCAGCAUCCUCUUCCUCACCGUUAUCAGCGCUGACCGGUACAUGCUGAUGAAACACCCCUUCAGGGACCACAUCCUGCAGAAGAGGAGAACGGCUGUUGUGGUGUCCGUUGCCAUAUGGAUCGGGGUGAUCCUGGAGCUGCUGCCGCUGCUGUAUUUCCUGGAGCCUCUCACAGCUGCCAACAACUACAAGUGUCUCGAUUACGCCAGCUCUGGAGACCCCGCGCCAAACCUCGCCUACAGCAUGUUCCUGACCGUCUUCGGUUUCCUCAUCCCUCUCUCGACCAUGUGCUGCUUCUACGUGAAGAUGGUUCGUUUCCUCCAAAGCAGGAGCGAGCAGAUCCGCUCCGCCCUGACCCUGGAGAAGCCCCUGGCCCUGGUGAUCCUCACCGUGGUGAUCUUCUCCCUGCUCUUCACUCCCUACCACGUCAUGCGCAACGUCCGGAUCGCGUCCCGCAUACCGGCCUUGAACGUCUCCGAGUGCACACAGGGAGUCAUCAGCACCAUUUACAUCAUCACGAGACCCUUUGCCUUUCUAAACAGUGCCAUCAAUCCCGUUUUCUACUUCCUGAUGGGCGACCACUUCAGAGAGAUGCUGAUGGCCAAAACAAGACAGCUCCUGGGCAGGCUGACAGCCACUGGGAAGUGAAUGAGUAAGCAGACCCCUUGCAGUGGGAGAGGUCUGGGAGGAAACUCUCUUAGGGAGGGCAUUCAGCAAUGUGCCAUUUGUUUAGAUAACUUUAUUUAUGCAAUAGGAUAGCUGAUUGUGUUCCUCUAAACGCACCUGUUACCUUAUUGUGCAGGAGACUCCUGCUGAGCUGCCUCCAGCAAACCGGGAGGGAGGCUCUGCUCGCUCCCAGCGGGACAGCAGUGGGAUACCCCACAGCCCAUUAGUAUGUCAUCCAAAGGCCAUCCAGCCAGCUCUCUGAGGGAAAACACGCUGCCCUCAGACAGCUGCUUUGUGAGCCACAACGUGGGCCCGGGCUGGGACAAAAUGUGCCUUCAUGGUCCCCAGGACAGCCAGGCACGCUCACAUGGGCCCUCACACAGCCACUCACCAGGGUACGGAGCUACCCACCUUAAUUAUAACUGUCUGUAAGUGCCCGUGGAAUCUAUAGCCUCAUGCAGAAUUUAGACCUCAGAGUUCAAACUUCAUUAGCAGUUCUACUAAUGAGCCAGGAGCUAAUGAGCAGCCAGUCCCUGCCUGAUCCCUGCAGGAUCGAUCACAAGUUACUCUCCAAAGGACUGGCCCGGCUUCAAACAGGCAGGGGGAAGAUCGAUGGGGCAACGAGCUGCUGUGAGCUCAGGCCAGCCCAGGGCUGCUGGGUGUGGGCAGCCCCUGCCCUGCCCGCCCUCCUGCAGGCUCCGAGGGCCCAGCCCCAGGGAAUCCCUGCUCCCCAGCACAGGGAACGGGUCAGGUCUCACCAGCUCAGCCUGCGUUCUGCUCUUGACGUGUCAGCCACCUGCAACGUGCUUUGCUGUGCUGGUGGCUCCAGCCCCUGGAGAAUAAACUGCUUUG
This is a messenger RNA of Motacilla alba alba, 2066 nucleotides long. It is a transcript of the gene SUCNR1, whose product is annotated as succinate receptor 1. The transcript is spliced from 2 exons. The record is from RefSeq and is a predicted model, not a curated record. Gene Ontology annotation, molecular function: G protein-coupled receptor activity. Gene Ontology annotation, cellular component: plasma membrane. The coding region runs from base 243 to 1196 and encodes 317 amino acids. Gene Ontology annotation, biological process: G protein-coupled receptor signaling pathway. NCBI's taxonomy places the organism in Eukaryota, Metazoa, Chordata, Aves, Passeriformes, Motacillidae.